Molecule: messenger RNA, 2617 nt
Organism: Struthio camelus australis
Lineage: Eukaryota; Metazoa; Chordata; Aves; Struthioniformes; Struthionidae
Source: RefSeq, a predicted model, not a curated record
GUGGAAGUGUCGGUCCGAAGUCCAGUUGCGUGCUGGUUUAGUGCUAUGCUUUAUUGCUUUGGUGGGUCUGUUCUAUCUUCCUUGAUGCUGGCAGAACCUCCAGUAGCAUUUCUGGCAAAGGGCACAAAUAUUCUGCUGGCAUCUUCAGUCUGGUAUCUUGUAUUUUACUGCCCACAAGACAUAUUCUACCGGUGCUUUGCAUUUCUGCCUGUUCGGCUUCUGGUUGCAGGAAUGAAAGAAGUGACUAGGACCUGGAAAAUAACGGCUGGCAUUGCACAUGCAGACAGUCACUUCAAAAAUGCCUGGCUUGUUAUGGUAGCUGUGGGCUGGGCCAGAGGAGCUGGUGGUGGCCUAAUCUCCAACUUUGAGCAGUUGGUGAGAGGAGUGUGGAAGCCUGAAACCAAUGAAUUACUGAAGAUGUCCUACCCUGUUAAGGUAACUUUGAUAGGAGCGGUUCUUUUCACGCUGCAGCAUAGCCAGUACCUGCCAAUAGCAAGACACAACCUCAUGUUUUUAUAUACCAUUUUUCUGGUUGUCACCAAGGUAACAAUGAUGUUGACACGGUCUGCCGCUUCUCCGUUUGCUCCCCUUGAGGCCGCAUUAGGCCAUAUGUUCUUUGGCAUGCAACAGACACCAUCUAAAGUGAAGGGUGAAGGUGCUGUAUCUUCCAAUGGCUCUUCAGUCUGUGACCGAUCUACCUCUGGACAGCACCGUGAUGGUGUUAAGAAACGACAGGCAAAGAAAACAGAAUAAGUGGAUUAAAAUCCUUCAUGGUCGUAACCUUUGAAGAUGUUUAUAUUUCAAAUCAUGCUAACUGAGAAAUUUGUUAAAUGCAUAUAAGAGAGCAGGGCACAGUAUACUACUGUGGUGGUGUUCAACUUCAGAAUGUCUUUUGUAAGCUGCUGCUCGUAUGUCUAAAAUGCACAUGUUGGGUUGGUAGGUUUAAAAAGUACAAUUUUUUAUAGCGAUUAUAAGUUUACUAAAUUUUAUAUUUAUGAAUAAUGUUUAAACAUGCUGAAAGGGUCGUUUCAAAAUGUGACAACCAGCUUGUUUGUUAUCUUAUCUGAGAUACCACUUAUUUCACCUCUUCGUUUCUUCUGAUUCUUACCUUUCAUUUCAAUAACAUGGAUUUGCACUGCCAAGUGUUUAUAGUAGCCUAUCCCAAACAAGAAAAGCUUUAGCUGGUCUUCAUCUGAGUAAGAUUAAAUCACAUUGCACUGGAAACCCAUGAAAAUGACCAAACUAAUGCCUUUACCUAGAAAAAGAACUGAAUUACUAUUGUAAUUCCACUGCACCGGUCUAGACUCUUUUCAUUUACUCAAGUAAAUAUUUUUCACAUUUUUCUAUUUUUCAGAAUAAAAAUGAAUUAUAUGGUAUUUUUUAAUAUUUACAGUUAGCAGAGAGAAGCAUUUCAGUAUUCUUCUUGUAGGCCUACUUUGACACUUUAUUUGUAAGCGUUUGAUAUAGAGCAGGUUUUCAUAUUAUGAGAGCUUUAUAUGUGGUUUGUAGUAUCUUUCAGUUUCACUGGGACGAGGUGUGUCUUUGCAUUCAGUUUUAUCCAAGCAUAUACACUUCUUUUUCCUUUCAAAGUCAUCCUAAAAAAGAGAACUGGACAGUACACUUUCCUUUUUUCUCAUGAAUUCUGCCAUAAUAUGUAUCCUGUUAGUAAAUAUCCAUACUAGUUUGUAACAAUUACCUCUGGUGCUGUUAGGGAGGAACUAUUAAUGUCAGGUGCACUGAAACUGUUCAUUAGCACUUGCUGAAAACUACUGCUUGCCACUCAUUAUAUCUUUUUCUGCACAUGAUUUGAGCAGCUGUAACAGGCAUACACACUUCAGGCAUUUGAUGUGCCCUUUUUUAGAGUAAAUUAAAUGUAUUUUUAUAAAAUAAUCUGCUUUGUCUUUGGGGAUUACUGCUUUGGUAAGUAUCUGUUAGGAAAAGGAGACGUUUUAAACUUUGUGCAGGGGUGCCAAGGAGAAUCCUGAGGGAGAUCUAAUUUGAAAAGAAAAAAUUUCAGUUGCAGAUACACAUUUAAAUUUAGAAAAAUCUGCCCCAGUGCUGUGCUUAAAGAAAAUAAAAAAAAAAAAUACUCAAUAAGUUUUUUUUCUGCCUCUGCAGUCACAUUUCCACAGUAGUGACCAAAACCACUGCACUCCUUCUCAGUUUGGAAUUCAGCUUUAGAGCAAAAGUGCAGUACCUUGAAAAUUAAAACAACUGUUUAUUUCAACACAAAAGAAUGGCAGGGGAGAACCCCACACAACUCUGGACAAAAUAGGAAUUAUAUUUCUGAUAUUUUACACUGAAACUCUACAUCCAGUUAUAAAUGCUUGGAGCGCUCACUUGCUGGCAGGGUGUCUUGUAGCUUGGUAUGACAAAUGUAUGGAUAAACUCGAAGCUGGUAACGUUAUAGUUAAUGAUCAUGUAGUUAUGUUGUAAUACCAGCAAGAGCUGUAUAUUUGCAGUUAAUUUUUUUUUUUCCCCCUUGAAAAAGUAUAAUUGUGUAUUCUGGAUCACUGGAAACCUGCAAUAUUGGACUAUGGUUUGGAACAGCAUUGCAUAACUGUGAAACCUUGGCUCACAACUGGCCGCUCUUAGCCCAAAUAAAUGUGAAGCUGUA